Cyphellophora attinorum is the source of this 2481-nucleotide messenger RNA. RefSeq lists its product as uncharacterized. The record is from RefSeq and is a predicted model, not a curated record. Gene Ontology annotation, molecular function: gamma-tubulin binding; microtubule minus-end binding. NCBI's taxonomy places the organism in Eukaryota, Fungi, Ascomycota, Eurotiomycetes, Chaetothyriales, Cyphellophoraceae. Gene Ontology annotation, cellular component: gamma-tubulin complex; centrosome; spindle pole. The transcript has a single exon. Gene Ontology annotation, biological process: spindle assembly; meiotic cell cycle; microtubule nucleation. Bases 1 to 2481 code for a protein of 826 amino acids.
AUGGCCACCACAACCACCAUGAAUAAGUGGACGGACGCUUUGGCGACUUCGCUGCUUCCGACAGAUCUGCCGCCUUCUAAGUCCAGGAGGCUAAAAACCCAAUUCGCACGCGGCAUUCGACACCACAAUUUUGGCCGAACCAACCAGUUCGAAGUGGAAGAGCGUUUGGUCGGCUUGGAGGAGAAGUUCCAGGUUCUGAACUACGAUGAUCUUAGCGACGACCUACGCCGACAGCGGACCGAGCUGCUCCAGUUUCAGCAGCAGUGGGUCCCAGACGUCCUCGACUUUUUGCUUCGCAUGUCGAAGCGUCCGAUGUCCGCUGAUGACCUAAUAAAUGAUGCUGAUGAGGUUGACUUGGCAGAGGCGAAGCUGACCUGGGCAGACAUCGAGAGGGAUGAUCCCAUCAAUCGACGAGAUCGUAUGUGGCGUCAGCCUGAGUAUAGCGAUCUCAGCUCGGACGACGAUGCCAUCGUCUCGAGUCCUGCCACAACGCCCGAGAGUACCAAAGCACGUUCUAAGCGCCGUCGUGCAGAAACCCCUGAACCAGUGUGGUCCACCCCAGAAUCUCAACUCCUUGGAAAGCUUGUGCUGUCACCGGGCGAGGUCAGUGACGGCCGUAAAGUCCAGCACCUCUCCGAGAUCCACAUCAUCCGUGAGACCUUGUCCAUGCUGCAAGGUCUGCCGGCAAAAAUGUUCAGCUCUGGCGGUGGUAAUCUGAAACGACCUAGCGACAUCAAAGGUAGCGUCAUAUCCGAAGAGUCUCUGGACUCAAUGCUGUCGCGGGCGACAACGAUUUCGCAAGCCGCAUCUGUCGUCAGAGGAUGGACAUUUCCUGGCCGAAGGCUUCCUCACAUCAAGGCACUGGAGGACUCCUUCUCUUCGAUCAUUGAGUCGUUUGAUACGUUCUUGUCAACUUGCGAGGAAGGAGUCCUUCUAGCACAGCAUCAAGGCGGCGUAUGCAGCCUCCUGCAGACGACAGAAGCCGUCCACGAACAUGCUACGCCCAUCACUGCUGUGGCGAACUUCAUAUCUGCAGUGUCUAGCUGUGACGAACUUGCACUUUUGGAAGUUUUGUUCGAGCAUACAAUCAAGUUGGAGCAGAUUGGGGCCUCGACAGUGUUUAAGACGAUGUCUCAAGCAUUCGUACGUUCGAUGGCGGUCUACAUGGCUCCGAUCAUGACCUGGAUGGCGUACGGAACGAUUGGAGAAGGGACGUCUCAGCAGUUCGUGACGAGAGUUCCGGAUCAGCAGGAUAAGUCGAGACUCUGGCAUGGGUGGUUUUCUCCAGCAAACCAAGGUCGAGGACUACCGGCUUUUCUGGAGCCCUUCGCUUCGCGCAUCUUCGUCGCCGGCAAAACUGCAGCAUUCGCUGACGCGUUACAGCCUGCGAACUCUUCGUAUGCUCUUGACUUCGACUUCACGAAGUUCUUUCGGAGCGACGCGGAUGACUCUCUGCUGCCGUUCGCUUCUUCGUUCCUUGCGGGCAUCGAAGACUGUGUCAACAUGCAUCUAAGGAGCAAUACAGAACGCCUCAAAACAUCCCUUGAGCAAGACUGCAAAUUACCACUGACAUUGUCCGCAUUGACACACAUCUAUCUUGCUAAGGCACCAUAUUUCACUUCUGUGCUGGAUGCAGAAUUGUUUCGACGACUUGACCGAUCAGCUCCUUCUUGGAACGACCGCUUUGUGGUCUGCGACAUCAUUGAAGAGGCUUCUCAUUAUCUGGGAACAAUUGAUAUGAGCCGCAUCUCCGUUCAAUCAGAACAAAUACCUCGAUCCAGGCUAGUUCGUGAAAAAGGAUCGGUCAAAGUGCUCGAAUCGCUUGCCAUUGACUACCAACUGCCAUGGCCGAUAGCGAAUAUCCUUUCUGCCAACAGCAUUGCUUCCUAUCGAAGAGUGGCACUUCUGCUUCUUCAAGUCCGCCGAGCACGGUAUGUGCUGGAGAGACACGGCUUCGUCAACUUAAGAAAGGCCUCAAAGCCAAGGAAGUUGGCUGAAGCAACCUACUCCAAUCUGAUUGUCUUCGUCAAUGUACUGGAGGCUCACCUGAAGCACUGUGUGGUAGAGCCUCUCACUUCGGCGAUGCACAUCCGGCUGAAAGGCACGGUCGACGAAAUGAUAGUGGUCCACAAAUCCUACACUGACGCGCUGGAGCGAUCGUGUCUGCUAGCGAAGAACCUGAAGGUGGUUCACGAGACGCUCAUCUCAUUGCUGGACCUCUGUCUGGACUUUGGCUUCAGCAUAGCAGAUCCGAAGGCCGCAGGUGAUGACUUUGCGCUCAGCAAGACUCGUACGCAGUUUCGCAAGCUAAUGAACCUUUUCAUCGCAGGGCUGCGCGGAGCAGCGCGUGCUGACACUGGGAACAAGAAUGGCGAAGCAAGCAUCGCUGGCGGUGACAGAGGGGCCAGCAUCGGCGGACAUGUCGGCGAAUCGCUCGAACUCCUAGCAGACAGUCUUGACAGCGCACGAUUCAAAAUGUGA